This is a messenger RNA of Brassica napus (rape), 1661 nucleotides long. RefSeq lists its product as uncharacterized. NCBI's taxonomy places the organism in Eukaryota, Viridiplantae, Streptophyta, Magnoliopsida, Brassicales, Brassicaceae. Bases 119 to 1573 code for a protein of 484 amino acids. The transcript has 2 exons. The record is from RefSeq and is a predicted model, not a curated record. Gene Ontology annotation, molecular function: zinc ion binding; nucleic acid binding.
UCCAUUUUUUUUUUGUUCUUUCUUAUUCUUCUCUCCUUUCUUUUGCUAAGCCACGACUUAAUUCCUUUUUCUUCUGUUUGUGCAAGGCAAACUCUGAGAAAAGAUAGAGAAGACGCCAAUGGAGGAUUACUCAGAAGAAGAGGCUGAAGAAUACAACACGUCUGAGGUAGAUUGGGGAGAAGAAGCUGACCAGGAUUGUUGGGACGAUGGAGAUGACCACACUGAAGGUCAUUGGUGCGCAGACUCUGUUCCAGAGUAUGUCCCAAACGAUGAACAAGAAUACCCAGAGGUGGAACCAGAAUCAAUGGACCAGUAUUCAACUUGCUAUGGUCCCAAAUCCCAACUCAUCUAUGAGGAUAGUUCUGAAGGGAAAUAUUAUUCUCAAGCGUGUCCUAGAAGAGAAAAGACCACCGUGGCUGCACCAUCAAGAUCUUAUCAUGGGAGUCUAUCAAGACAUGCUCACAGCACGCCAUGGAACUACAAUGGAGAUCAGUUUUAUCAGAAUCGCUUGGCUGCACCAUCUAUACAUUUUUCUGGUCAUAAGCAAGGACCAAGUGCAUAUCUAAGGUGGGAGGACGACAUGGAGCAAUGGUUUAUAGCUUGGAGAAUUCCAGAGAAGCUAAAGCUAACUUAUGCGAAGGAUACCUUAACCGGAGAGGCAUACAAUUGGUGGAGUCAGCUAGAUGCUGAUAGGAUCUAUUUCAAUGAUCCGGCUUUUACUUGGAAAGAGGUUAAGAUGCUCAUGUAUAGUGAGUUUGUGAAGAAGGCAAAAUACAUUCAGAAGGUGUCCACAAGGAGAUUAAUAAAGCACCAAGUCUUGCAACCCACAGUUCAGAGAGAAGUUGUUUCCCAAAGACAAAGUUCAAGGCCAGUGCAUCCACCUCAAGUCAAACGAAACCAAGGUGAGCACUCUAACUCUUUAAAACCAUCUGAGGUUAUUUGUUAUAGGUGUCAAGGCAAGGGCCAUCUAGCAAAGGAGUGUCCCACAAAACGAGUUGUGAAGUCAGUACUAUCUGAAGCAAAAGAAACAAACUUGGAGGUAAGUGAUUCCGAUACUAGAAUUGAUGAUUCCUUUUCUAGAAUGGAUAAACAUAUUGAUGAUCUUAUCAACUUGAUUAAAGCUAGAUCUACUUCUGUUUCUAGUAAUUCCAUGACUGUCUUAACACACUUGUCUAGCGCCCAAAAGGUUGAAAGUAUUUCAGGUACUAACAUAGAAAUCAAGGAACAAGAGCCCAACCUUGCUGCGCAAUCAAGUCCAACACUUGAUAAGGUGAUUUCUGAACUUAAAGUGAAUAAUCUUACUUAUCAAAACACUGGUAUGAUGCACUUGCACUCUGUCCAGAAUGUUGAUGAAGGUCUAGGUAAUGAGGAGACACGUACAGAAGCUAAACAACAAGAGAAUAAUGAGCAAUCUACCCUAGAGACCUCUACACCAGCUGAUCAUGCUUUAGAGGUAGUAAAUACCAAAGCUGAAUCAAUGCAAGAUAACCAGGUACAAUGGAGAAGCAUCCAGAACCAAACUCACAACCUUACACCCAAGCAGUGGUCAAUGGAGAAACCAAUUGUGAAAUAGGAGAUUUCGAAAAGGAGACCACGAUCCUUCCAAGGGAAAUCAUAGACCGACCAUGGAAAGGGGGCAUAGCUUCCCUACUGAUCAAAGA